Molecule: messenger RNA, 987 nt
Organism: Trichoderma reesei QM6a
Lineage: Eukaryota; Fungi; Ascomycota; Sordariomycetes; Hypocreales; Hypocreaceae
Exons: 1
Cellular component (GO): nucleus
Source: RefSeq, a predicted model, not a curated record
CAAGAUCCAGAUCUUUACGGCCAGAGGCCGCAAAAGCGGCACAAACGAGAGGCCAUCUCUUCCUCAUUGGAUUUUACAGCACAGCUCACGUCGCUUAUAUCAAAUUCCGCCGCCCAGGGAUCAACGUCAACGACUUCUGGGCGCCCGAGACCCUCUAAACAGGCCAAGGACGACAUAUUCCGCAGCACGAGCAAGUCAAAAAAGACACCGACUAGCAACAAGGAGAAUGACGCCAAGUCAGAAAAGCUGGUGCUCAAAGAAGUGGCUGGGACGGAGGACGAGAUGCGGGAGCUUGAGCGCGCAAAGCGCAAAAUGGAGAGCAAGGCACGGCUCUACGCCGCGAUGAAGCGCGGAGACUACGUGCCCAAGGAGAACGAGGCGGCGCCGUUGGUGGACUUUGACCGCAAGUGGGCUGAGACGACGGAGGGCAAAGACGACUACGAGACGUCCAGCUCGGACGAGGACGCGAAUGGCAGCGGCGACGACGAGAUUGUGGAAUACGAGGACGAAUUUGGACGUACGCGGCGAACCACGCGGGCGGAAAAGGAAAAGAUGGAGCGUCGCAUACGGCGAGGGCUGCUGGGCGCCGAGGAGCUGGAGCGCAUGUCCGCCCGGCCAAGCGCUCCGAGCAAGCUCAUCUACGGCGACGCGAUCCAGGCCAUGGCGUUUGUGCCGGAUGACCCGGACAAGAUGGAGGAGCUGGCGCGCAAGCGGGACAGGAGCGCGACGCCGCCCGAGAUGAAGCACUACGACGCCGACCACGAGAUCCGGACCAAGGGCGUCGGGUUCUACAAGUUCAGCAAGGACGAGGAGACGCGGACGCAGGAAAUGAAGUCGCUGGAAGAGGAGAGGCUUAGGACCGAGGAGCUUCGCAAGCAGCGCGAGGAGCAGCGGGCUGCGCGACGGCGCGAAAUCGAGCAGCGCCGCAAGGACAUGGGAGAGAGGCGGGCGAAGCGCCAGGCCGACGACUUCCUGGAAGGACUAUGA